Rosa rugosa (rugosa rose) is the source of this 2342-nucleotide messenger RNA. RefSeq lists its product as uncharacterized. Gene Ontology annotation, biological process: defense response to fungus. The transcript is spliced from 3 exons. Bases 241 to 1968 code for a protein of 575 amino acids. The record is from RefSeq and is a predicted model, not a curated record. Lineage: Eukaryota; Viridiplantae; Streptophyta; Magnoliopsida; Rosales; Rosaceae.
UCGAGAAAUACCAAUCGAGCUCCUCCGCAAACAGCUACCGCAUUCUUUCAAUCAUUGAUCAAGUUGAACACACAUUCAUCUUAUCUUGCUUGUAUAAUCACCAACAAAACAAGAUUUAGUAGUACUCUAUUAUAGUCUUUAUAGUAUUUUGCUUGGUUUUGAGUAGAUCAUUUGAUUUAUUGGCAUAUUCAAAUUAGCUUCUUGUUGAGCUGAAAGCCAAUAUACAAGGCCAGAGUAGAUAUGGCUCUGGAAUUGAUCGGAGGAGCAGUAUUUGCAGUGCUGUAUGAUGGCGUUAAGCAAGCUAUGGGUAGGACUGAGACGUUCAAAGAGCUCCUCAGAGAUCUCAAGUUCACCUUGGAGUGUUUAAGACGGCAGGCCACGGCCAUCCAACAGAUAGGCCAGUAUAACGUGGAAUUGGGUCUCCCAAACGAUGAGAUAGAGGAACUUGAAAGACAAAUGCACAGCGGAACACUACUCGUGGGGAAGCUGUUGAAUUUUCGGUGGUGGAACUACUGCUGCAUAAAUUGUUACACCGACCAACUAGUCGACUUGGAUAGGUCCCUAAGAAGACUGUUGGAAAACCUCAUGUUGCAGGAGAUAAGGGACGUGAAGGAGAUAUUGGAUCUGUCGAGGAAAAGCCGCAAGGAGCUUGAAGAAGUGAAGGAGGCACAGUUGAGUAUGCACAAGUUACUGCAGCAGAUAGCAGGAGUAGUUGUAAUGGAAGAGGCCUCAACUUCGGCUGCUGCAGGAGGAGGUGCUAUUGAGAUGGUGCCGAAUCAAAAUGAAGGGAAUGGCGGCAUUCAAGUGGCAUCAUUAGAUGGAGGGACAGGGACUGCUCUAGGAGCAAUAUUUGGGAUGCUACUUGAACUCGUUAUAGAAGUGAAGGACAAGAAUGUGAUGUUUAAGCCUCUGCUCCAAGAUCUCAAAUCCACUUUAGAAUCCUUAAAACCAUUUGUCGAGGAGAUGGCACAGCAUAACAAGGUAUUGUAUCUCCCACAGGAGAAACUCAAAAGAUUUGCAGUGAAAAUGGAGAAUGGAGUAAAGCUCGUUUGCAAGUGCUCUAAGGUUCGUUUGUGGGCAAGCUACAAAAAGUACAAAUACACCAACAAACUUCUUGGAUUGGAUAGGUUUUGCCGGAUACAGGCAAGUCUACUGAGAGAGCAGGUAGCAAGGGAUGUAAGGGAGACGUCGGCUUCCAUUAGGAAUGUCAAGGAAGAGAUGUUGGUUUUGUUAAGUAAUACAGAGAUGGUGAUCAAGCGAAUGAAAUUUAGCACUGGUGUUGCACAAAAAUCCUUUGAUAAGGCUCGAUCGUCAAUCCCUGAAUGCUAUGAAACAGUGGCUGAUGAUCAAAGGCGUAAAAAUGUUGAGUUUAAGGGACAUAUCCGACCCAUAGCAGGAGGAGCUCCCUUCAUAAUUUGUUAUAAAUGCUCAUACCCCCUGCAGAUACCUGCAGGUUUUCACCUUUCUAGGAGAUGGCAGAAACUCAGAUGUGGUGCUUGUUCGGCGGUUCUUAAGUUUUCACUCAGAAUGAAAUCUCAUUUUGUCCCAUAUGAAGUAUGGAGUGCCAAAGAGCCUCCAACAGCUGAGGAUGACAGAAACCUGGCUUCAACAUCUCAACAAUUUGAUAGUCAACAUGCGGAUCCCGAGACAUAUUCUGAUGAUUUCGUUGACAAAAGCACCUUUACCCAAGUAAAUACUGGAACACCCUCUGAUUCUAUCCAAUGCGUUUCCGAAACAUCGGAAAUCUGGACCACCGAUUUAGAAAGCAGAGAUGAAAGUAUGUCUUCCCCAGCAUCAUUCAGGGGCGUACCUGAUAGGAGCACAAAGAAACAUUGCCUGGUGGGACUCUUGGAAACAACAACGAUGGAAUCAGAAAAUGAAGCAUUUAAGACUGUUGAUACGGUAAAUUUACCCAUCAACCGAGCUGACCUCGUUGAAGGAUUUGACAUGGAAAUAGAGCCUAGAUGAGCUUGGAGCCUCAAAGAUCUACAUCAGAUGUAGAUCUUUGAUCGACUCAAAGAUCUUCCAACCUUCUUCUAACAACCCAGCAUGGUUGCACGCUGUCAGAUACCAAUAUAUGUUUCACGGUUUGGUUCAAUAAAUUCUUCUUUCAUCUUCCUCAUUAGCUUGACAGCUUCCAUUCCCUGACCAUGAGCCGCAAACCCUUAAAUCAAUGUAUUGUAGGAAACCACGUCUUGUUUUCUCAUUUCGUUGAAUAUUCUCUUUGGAUCAUCCAUGCUUCCACAUUUAGAGUACAAGAAUAUCAAAGAAUUGUAUACUGAUAUGCUUAGAUUGAUAUGAUGUUUUGUGACAAAGUUGACAGCCCAAUUUCCUAUUUCCAA